Mastomys coucha (southern multimammate mouse) is the source of this 845-nucleotide messenger RNA. RefSeq names its product ribosomal protein S19 binding protein 1 (gene Rps19bp1). Lineage: Eukaryota; Metazoa; Chordata; Mammalia; Rodentia; Muridae. The record is from RefSeq and is a predicted model, not a curated record. The transcript is spliced from 4 exons. Gene Ontology annotation, cellular component: nucleolus. Gene Ontology annotation, molecular function: enzyme binding. Bases 67 to 498 code for a protein of 143 amino acids.
UUCCGCCGAGGAGCGAACACCGCCAGGGCGGAAGUAACUCGCAGCGUGUGGGCGGGGCCCGGAAACAUGUCGGCGGCGUUGGUACGGCGGGGCUUGGAGCUUCUGGCGGCGUCCGAGGCUCCUCGUGCGGUCCCCGGCCAGGUCAAGGCUAGCGGGACUCCGGUGAGGCGGACCCGGAGGGCGAGAGCCAAGGCCUCCCAGGCCCUGAAACUACGGAACUCAGCGAAGGGAAAGGUGCCCAAGUCCGCACUAGCUGAGUACCAGAAACGGCAGUGUCGAGACCACCUCAAAGCAAAUCUGAGGUUUAUGACCAGCAUGAGAAGCACCGUGCCAGAGUCUGCGACCCAGCAGAUUCUGCAACAGAACCAAGGCCGAAAAGCCUGCGAUCGGCGAGUGGCCAAGACGAAGACCGAGAAGAAGAAGAAGAAGGCGGCUGAGGGCACUGUGUUCACUGAAGAAGACUUCCAGAAGUUCCAGAGGGAAUAUUUUGGCAGCUAGACUUCCUGGAGGAAUGGUGGGGACAAAAGGCACUAACCUUUGACUGCCGAACCUCUGCUGUCCUGUGUCCCUGCAGUGCUGUGCCAAGGGAGACCAGCAGGUGGCAGUGCAAAUCUAGCCUGGCUCAGGAAGCCAUAUGCUGCUAUCCCAGGGACGCUGGAACAGACUGCAAGCUCUGCAGCAAAUUUCCCCUCAAACUGAAGCGGACUUCUGGUUUGGCAGAGCCAUCAGCAUCCUACCAGAAAAGGAGGGCUAUUUUGUUGUAAAACAGGGCCAGGUACUUGGCCAGCUCAGACCACACCUCAAGGAGCUGGAAGUUCAAAUAAAUGUGAGUUUGGGCAAAUGUG